AUGAUUUCAAACCUGUUGAAGGAGGAAACUGUGCCUCCUGGUUAUGAUCCUGAACAAGAUGUCGUCAACAAACCUAAAUCCAAAUCGUCUAAGACAAAUGAACGAAAGAAGGAGAAGCGCUUGCAGGGUAAAAAUAAAGUUUCAUCUACUGGAGACGAGGAAGAAGCAUUGGAAUCCAUUGAGUCGAUUGCGUCCCACAUAAACGAGAUCACGAUUUCUGGAAAGCCAUGUGUUGCUACUACUACUCCCUCAAAUUCAUUGGAAUCACCAUGUUUUCUUCAUCAGACUCAGACUGAUGAAGAAAAUGAUGAAAUCGGUGAUCAACUGUUACAGGAGUCAAAUGGUAGAAAUAUUGAGAAACGACAAGCAUCCAAGGAAGAUUUUCCAAGUGCACCUCCAUUUUCAGGUUCAUUUGGGGAAAUCAAGCAAGAGAAGGAACAUUCUCCCCUUCCUAAAGCUAAUUAUAUGUCAUCUACAGCUGACUCGGUUGACUUUUUAGCUAAGUCAACUGUAGAGAAGAAGACUCUUGUUGUAGAUUUGAAAGCAAUUAAUAAACAGGAGACCUCAAACGCAUCUAGGCAAGGAAAUUGCUGCCAACUGGCACGAGAAAUGCAUUUUACCUUGCUUGGAGCAGGAUCUUUUGUGGUGCAUAGCCUCUCAGCAUUUCUGAAUUCAUUUCUCCAAAACUUUGGGAUAAGCCAAGAAGUCCAGAACCCAGUUUCUGUUUUUGUGGUGCUUGGAAUCAUUUUGUUAGGAGCUGGUUUCGGAUAUUGGCUGGUGAGGAAAUAUAUUAUUUGUGAAGAUGGAGAAGUUGAUGUUGGAGUUGCACAAUUUAUCAAAUGGUCCAUGCGUAUAGUUGCAGUCCCAUGUAUUAUCCUGCACGAAAGACACCCAUUUGGCAAUGGCUGUAGUGGGGUUUUGUUUGGGUGUAUACUACAUGAUCACGAAGAUUGUAAGGAAAAUGCCAUGUAG
Molecule: messenger RNA, 972 nt
Organism: Lactuca virosa
Lineage: Eukaryota; Viridiplantae; Streptophyta; Magnoliopsida; Asterales; Asteraceae
Source: the annotation of a GenBank genome assembly